GCGCGACCGUGGAGCGUUCUGGGUAAAAGAUGGACGUCCACGAUCUCUUUCGCCGGCUCGGUACGGGGGCCAAAUUCGACGUGAGACGCUUCUCGGCGGACGCAGCCCGAUUCCAGAUAGGGAAAAGGAAAUACGACCUUGAUUCUUCAGAGGUGCUGCAGGGACUGGACUUCUUUGGAAAUAAGAAGUCUGUCCCAGGUGCGUGCGCGGCAUCACAGACACAUGGGCAGCUCCAAAAUGAAGAGAAAGAAGAAGCCACCCACAUGGAAGGGAAGCGGGAACAGAACAAGAAAAAGAGGAAGAAGGUGAAUUCAGAAAUUACUUUGCAAGAAGAAGGCACUACCAUCCAGUGGACAUCAUCUGUGGAAGCAAAGAUUGAAGAUACGAAAAGUAAAGGGCACACUAAACUAACCUCAGGAAAAUUGGAGCAUCUCAGAAAGGAAAAGAUAAACUUCGUCCGGAAUAAACACAAAAUUCACGUCCAAGGAACUGAUCUUCCUGACCCAAUUACUACAUUUCAGCAACUUGAUCAGGAAUAUAAAAUCAAUUCUCAACUGCUUCAGAACAUUCUAGAUGCAGGCUUCCAAAUGCCUACACCAAUCCAAAUGCAAGCCAUUCCAGUUAUGCUGCAUGGUCGGGAACUUCUGGCCUCUGCCCCUACUGGAUCUGGGAAGACUUUGGCUUUUAGCAUUCCUAUUUUAAUGCAUCUGAAACAGCCCACAAAUAAAGGCUUCCGAGCCCUGAUUAUAUCCCCAACACGAGAACUUGCCAGCCAGAUUCACCGAGAGUUAAUUAAAAUCUCUGAGGGAACAGGAUUCAGGAUACACAUGAUCCACAAAGCAGCAGAGGCAGCCAAGAAAUUUGGGCCUAAAUCAUCUAAGAAGUUUGAUAUUCUUGUGACUACUCCAAAUCGACUGAUCUAUUUAUUAAAGCAAGAUCCACCAGGAAUAGACUUAACAAGUGUUGAGUGGCUGGUAGUAGAUGAAUCAGACAAACUGUUUGAAGAUGGCAAAACUGGAUUUAGAGACCAACUGGCUUCUAUUUUCCUGGCCUGCACAUCCCACAAGGUCAAAAGAGCUAUGUUCAGUGCAACUUUUGCAUAUGAUGUUGAACAGUGGUGCAAACUCAACCUGGACAAUGUCAUCACUGUAUCCAUUGGAGCGAGGAAUUCUGCUGUGGAGACUGUAGAACAAGAACUUCUUUUUGUGGGAUCUGAGACUGGAAAACUUCUGGCCAUGAGAGAACUUGUUAAAAAGGGUUUCAAUCCACCUGUACUUGUUUUUGUUCAGUCCAUUGAAAGAGCUAAAGAACUUUUUCAUGAACUCAUAUAUGAAGGUAUUAAUGUGGAUGUUAUCUAUGCAGAGAGAACCCAGCAACAGAGAGAUAAUACAGUCCACAGCUUCAGAGCAGGAAAAAUCUGGGUUCUUAUUUGUACAGCCUUGCUAGCCAGAGGAAUUGAUUUUAAAGGCGUGAACUUGGUGAUCAAUUAUGACUUUCCGACCAGCUCUGUGGAAUAUAUCCACAGGAUAGGUCGAACUGGAAGAGCAGGGCAUAAGGGGAAAGCUGUUACAUUUUUCACUGAAGAUGAUAAACCAUUAUUAAGAAGCGUUGCCAAUGUUAUACAGCAGGCCGGAUGUCCUGUACCAGAGUACAUAAAAGGUUUCCAGAAACUGCUAAGCAAACAAAAGAAGAAGAUGAUCAAGAAGCCAUUGGAAAGAGAAAGUAUAAGUACAACUCCAAAAUAUUUUUUAGAACAAGCCAAGGCUGAACGGGAAAAGGUCGCUGGUCCAAACUGCAAGAAGAAAGUAGCUGUUGAAAACAAAAGUUAGAGUUUUUAAAAGACUUUCCCAGAAAGUUAAUGUUAUGAUCCCUCACGAAUGUUGUUUUCAUGGAAUAUUUCAGCUCUGUACCAGAGCUGUGAAAUCAGCUGUGGGACUGGUGAAUGAUUUCUCCUGAACUGUCAGUGCAUCACGUCAACUUGCAGUGUGUCAGUGACUUUUCAGUAAUUGUACAAAGGAAAUAACACUGACAUUUCUGUGGUUUGAAUCUAGAAAGAUUCUUCUUAUAGAAGAACAAAAGCAUAUGCUAAAAAUAACACCCAGAUGUGGUGAAAUCUUAAGGACUUCUCCAUUCAGUUAUGAAGGAAGGUAAGAUGUGUGUGUGCUACAGUCACCUGGAACAGAUCUGCAAAAGCAAGCCUUGAGCGCGGUGGCCACUUCCAUUGCUCCCACACGUACUUGUUUUGGGUGGAUAUGAACAGGGACACGAUGUCUACCAAGAAGAAAUCUGCUGUCUUUAAGACUUAUUAAUUUUUUGAUGGCCUUUUGUGAUGUGAAGCACAGCAAAGAAGAUCCCUCUCCUGUAGCUGGUCCUUCAAGUCAAUUCUGAGGUAGCUUAUCCUAGCUGUGAUCACAUUGCAACUCCAAGAUCAUGAUCAACCUCUUUCGUAUUUCAUUUCCCAUCACUGAAGCAUGCUCUUGAAAACUGAUAAAUGCUGUAUCUUGAUAAGGAGGAAUGUUCCUAUUACUUGAUCCACCUCUAGCUUCAUUCUCUAUGGCUUAUCUUUCCCGAGGCUGGAUAGUCCUUAAUCCAUUUAGUAAGCAAGUUUCUGCCAAAGGUAAAGAACUAAGAUUAUAGAGUGAUGGAGACUAUUCACUGUUAGCAGCAGAUUCUUCUCAUUUCUAUUUUCUCUACCGUGAAGUAAAAAUUGGCCUCAUUCAAGUAAGGUGCUUAGCGUGGAGCCUUAGUGUAACAUGGUUGUUAUCAGAACUACCUGCCACAGAACUGUAACAUAUACACUUUUCUCAGUAGCAUUGAAUUAAAUUUCCUUCCUCUAUUCUCAUCCUUUUAUCUCUGAGUCAAGACAAAUAGAAUAUUUUACAUGGGACAAAAAUUGUUCAUCUUCAGAAUUCAAGUGGAGACAGCUGCUACAGGUUGCAAAAAAAAUACAUGCCCAUGGCUUUUAGUUUGUUCUUAUAAAUAGAUCCUUAACUCACUGUAUAUUCUGGAAGUAGGUUUACUGGUGCAACCCUUAAAAAAUAAAUAAGUUAU
This is a messenger RNA of Lepus europaeus (European hare), 3051 nucleotides long. RefSeq names its product DExD-box helicase 52 (gene DDX52). The record is from RefSeq and is a predicted model, not a curated record. Gene Ontology annotation, molecular function: nucleic acid binding; RNA helicase activity; ATP binding. Gene Ontology annotation, biological process: maturation of SSU-rRNA. The coding region runs from base 30 to 1829 and encodes 599 amino acids. The transcript is spliced from 15 exons. Lineage: Eukaryota; Metazoa; Chordata; Mammalia; Lagomorpha; Leporidae.